AUAGAUUCUAAGGUUUUUCAUGAGCACUUUAAACAUCACUCCAAAUUACACAUUCAUAUCCUCUACAAGGUUUUUCACUAAUAGCAUUGACUUGUUAAGAGAUACUUUUGUCUUUCUUUUUCUACGCUCUGGAUUUGAUCAUGAAGCCCUCAAGAUAUUAGAAUCAGUUUAGUUUACAAGGUAAAUCUAAACAUCCAACUAAUCUAAGCUCUAAAGAUAUAUUUGUGAAUAAAUUAGUCUAAGAGCUUAGUGAAGUGGGGUGAGCUAAGAAGACGAGGGAUAGAUUAGCACUUACUCCUUUACUAGAAAUGUCGUAUAAGCUCGUUUUUCCUUCUUAGUUGCACACUCUAAACUCACCACACUUGCUUUGUAUUUAUAGACUUGAGCUUUUGAAUAUCUCCCGUUGACUAAGGCUAAGGAGAUUCAAUCUUGAACGUUGAUUAAUCCAUUUGGUGGUUGUGAAGCGGUAUGACUCUUUCUGUCUUCAUGUGACGUGACAUGUGUCCUUUUUGUCUUUGUAUGAGCCCAUGAAGAUUUUGCUCAUUUCAAGAAGCUAUUAUAGCUGAAAUCUUCACCGUAUAUGCCAUGGCUAUUAUAGCUGAAAUCCUCACAAAUCUAUGUUCACACCACUGUCUCCCAUCUCUAUUUCACCAUUCCAGCAUACAACACACAUCCACCUUCGAGUGUCACAAUCAUUCCACCGCCGUUCAACCACCGCAAGUCCACAACCAUCGAUUGAAUUUUUUUUCUCCUUCUCCCGUGCUGAGCUUCUUAAUUGGUUAUUCUGUAGAUCUGGCAUGUCGACAGUCAAGGAUGAUGCACCGGUGACUCUGUCGAUGCCUUGCUACCACCACCUUCGUCGUUUCCCUGCUCCCACACACAAGUCACCGCCUUCGCCACCGUCGCUGCCCUGCUGCACAUCUCUUCGCCGCCGUCGCUGCCCUGCUGCACAUCUCUUCGCCGCCUCUGCUUUGCUGCCACGAAUUUCGACAUCGCCUCUCCAGAUGCUUGGUUUUUGUUAUUUGGGAUUAGGAAGAUAAUUCUGCAAUUGAAAUUGUUUGCUGAAGUUUUACAAUUGAGAUUGUUGGUUUGGAGGAGAUGUUGAAGGAGGGGCUAGAAUGGAAGGGUUUGUGGUAGGGCUAGGGAAGGGAAUGGGCGGAGAUUGCUGGGGGGUGAGGGCUGGGGAGGUGGCUGGUAGGCUGGGAAGGGGGCCUGGUAUGCUGGGGAGGGGGCUGGUGGGAUGGGGAGGGGGGCUGGUGGGCAGGGGAGGGGGCUGGUGGGAUAGGGAGGGGAUGGGUAUGGGGGUCGGGGAGGCGGCAAUGACGGUGAUGUUGGUGUGGCGGCCAAAUUUGGUUGAAAUUUACGUUUCCGGCAAUCUCCGGAAAUGACAUCGUGACAUGUUGACAUCGGCGGCGGCAAUGACACCGGCGGUGGAGAUGUCACCGUGGCCAGAGGUUGGAACAGAGAUGGUUAACGACACAGUGACAUGUUUGACAACGGUAAAGUGACACGUUUGAUGGCGGCACAAUGACACAUUUGACGGCGGAAGUGACAUAUUAAAGUGACAUGAAAACCAGCAGUGACAUAAAAUCAAUGACAUAAAAAUAUAAGAGUGACAUAAAAAUCUGGCAGAACUAUGUUUUUCCAAAUAUAUGACUCAUUGGUCAUAAUUUUGUCCUUUUGUAAAAGUGGACAUAUUUUUGGAAAUUGACUCUAAAUUAGUAAUAUUCGUGAAAAAGCCCCUCUUUUGUGUGUGCUUUCUUUUUGUUUAUGUACGUCUUUUUCUUUUCUCUUUUGAGUAAUCUUCUUUUUUAUCUUUUCAUUUUUUGAGUACUUUUCUUUUUAUGAAUUGAAUGCAGUAAAGACUACAAAAUAUUAUACGUCAAGUGCUCAUAGUCAAAUAGAGACACAUCAUCAAAAUCUAAUCUAAAUGGACUUCACAUUAAAGUUGUGAAUACAAUUGUUAAAUCGAUGGGCUUAUGUAAC
Molecule: messenger RNA, 1986 nt
Organism: Cuscuta europaea
Lineage: Eukaryota; Viridiplantae; Streptophyta; Magnoliopsida; Solanales; Convolvulaceae
Source: the annotation of a GenBank genome assembly